Molecule: messenger RNA, 1674 nt
Organism: Drosophila busckii
Lineage: Eukaryota; Metazoa; Arthropoda; Insecta; Diptera; Drosophilidae
Gene: Mur2B
Exons: 7
Coding region: 1-1674 (557 amino acids)
Cellular component (GO): extracellular region
Molecular function (GO): chitin binding
Source: RefSeq, a predicted model, not a curated record
AUGACGCACUGCAUCUGGCUGCUGUCCAUGCUGGCGUUGGUUAACGCACGCUCGCUACAAGGUCCAAGAGCAUAUGCUCAUGCUUACGCGCAUCAGCCCUUGCCCUACUAUGGACAUCCCUAUGGCUAUCCAGCGCCAGCACCUUACGGUUUUGCCUACCAGCCACGCCCCUUUGUCUACAAUCCACCUGGCACCUACUUCGAUAGCGCCUACGGCGUGCGCAAGCCGCUGCCCGGCGGUGGCAAUCCAGUAGCUGUGGAUUAUAACAAUCGCUGCUCUCGCAACUAUGUGGGCAUCAAGCCGCAUCCGGAUCAACAGCAGUACUACUAUGUCUGUCGUCCCAACUGUGUCAUCUUUAGCAAAUGCCCCAAUCAGGAGCAAUUCAACUCAAGCAGUGGCCACUGUAUGCAGCGUGUCUAUCCCAACCAUCAGCUCGCUUGCAACAAGCCAGGACGCUUUCCAUAUCCUUAUGACUGCAAAGUGUACUACAGAUGCGAUGAGCAACGUAACCUGCACAUCUAUCGCUGCUCGCCCCGACAUAUCUUCAAUCCACAAACACAAACAUGCAUACCUGGCGAUGAUUGCCCCGCCACUGAAAUCUCCAACGGCGGCAGCUACAUACCCGAAAAUUGUGAGCUCAAAUUCCCCGAAUGCACCAAGGAAGGCAACUUCAGAUCGCCUACAGACUGUGGUCUAUACUAUACCUGCAAGCUGCAGCCAAGUGGCAACUACUUGCAAACGCGCUUCAAAUGCCCGCCUAAUGAGAGCUAUGAUCUGAAACAAAACAAAUGUCAGCCUAUGCACAAUGUCGACUGUCGUGCCUACUUGCAACUUUCUGACCUUCCCUAUGCGCCCAUGACUCCUUUCUAUCCCUAUCCGCCACAGCAUGGCAAUCCAGAGAUUGGCUUUGACGGCGACUACGAUGCCGUGCCAGAAGAGCAAGAACAAGAGCAACAACUGCAGCCAGCAGCAGCCAAAUCGAACAUAGAGAUACGACCAAACAUUGUUAUUCUGCCAACAACAACACCGACAACAACAACCUCAACUACGACAGUCAAAUAUCCUGCUUAUCCCUCAUAUCCUUCGUAUCCCUAUUACCCAUACGGCAGCUACGAUACACCUAAAUCUGAAAGCCAGAUAAAACCAGAUGCCACUAUAAGCUCUAGAGUUAUUCCCGAAGCACAAACAGCAAGACUAACAACUCCAACAACAACAUCUAGACCAACAACUCCUACAACAACUGCACCAACACUCUACAAGACAUCAAGUGCCGCAGCAGCAGCCACACACCAAGAGAUCCUCACGGUGAACAAAAAGCCGUGGCUGCUGCAGGCGCAAAAUCAAACAUUACACUUAACACCCAUAGUAACGUCCAGUAGCCCAGUGAUUAAUGCAAAUCGUUCGUUAUUAGCAUACAACAGCACGGAAUAUGCCACAGAGAAGGUGCCCGAGCUUAUACUCAAUGUGUAUGAGCCCAUUGAUGUAAAGGUUGUCUUCUGUCCCAGAAACUGCGAUGAAGAUCACGAUCAUCAAUAUGACCCAGAUGAUAGUAAUAAGUACAAUUGCUCCAACUACUCGGGCAACUGCAAAAGACCCAAAGCUCAUCAUGCCGUCGAUGUAUCGUUCAAGCCUGUGAAGCUAAGCGACACUGCUGGCUUCCAGAUGAUAGCAUAG